CACAGACUCGCGCACACGCAUCACUUGCCUCUUGACUACUCACUGCUCCUCACUUCCUACAUUCUCUACUUCUUCUCUCUCUCAUCACUGUUUAUAUUCUCAUUCUCAUCUUUCUUCUUUGCCAUUAUUAUUCUCUCUUUAUCUCUCUAAAAGCUAUGAACCCCUCUGAAGAAUUUGUAGAACAGGGAACAUCUCAACAGAACUUGAGAAGGGUGUCCUCUACAACAGUGCUUGCAUUGGCUUAUCAAAGUCUUGGAGUGGUAUAUGGCGAUCUCUGUAUCUCCCCUCUCUAUGUUUACAAGACCACAUUCUCUGGGAAAUUAAGCCUGCAUGAGAAUGAUGAAGAGAUUUAUGGGGUGCUUUCCUUUAUCUUCUGGACAAUUACACUUAUUGCUCUCUUCAAAUAUGUAUUCAUAGUGAUGUUGGCUGAUGACAAUGGUGAAGGUGGUACAUUUGCAUUGUACUCUCUUCUCUGCCGACAUGCAGGACUAAGCAUUCUACCCAAUCAACAAGCUGCAGAUGAGAAGUUGUCUGAGUAUGUAACAGACAGAUCUGCAGACACCUGGCAGAGUUCUGCUCUGAAGUCAUUCUUUGAGAAGCACCCAAGGUUUUGCAAAGGGCUGUUGAUUUUUGUACUACUUGGAACCUGCAUGGCUAUUGCUGAUGGAGUACUCACUCCUGCAAUAUCAGUUCUUUCAGCAGUUUCAGGCAUCAAACUGAAGAUCACAGAACUCCAUGAGAAUCACAUUGUUAUUAUCUCGUGUGUCAUUUUAGUGGGGCUUUUCUCCCUUCAGCACUAUGGAACACACAAAGUUGCUUUCAUGUUUGCUCCAAUUGUCACAGCAUGGCUUCUUUGUCUUACUGGCAUUGGGGUAUACAACAUAUUUCGGUGGAAUUCUCAUAUAUUUCAUGCACUUUCUCCAAUUUACAUGUUAAAGUUCCUUAAAAGCACAGGCGUUGAAGGAUGGGUAUCAUUAGGAGGAGUGGUUCUUGCCAUCACAGGUGUGGAGACAAUGUUUGCUAAUUUGGGCCAUUUCUCUUCACUCUCAAUUAGGAUAGCCUUCACAUUUCUAGUAUAUCCCUCUUUGCUUCUUACGUAUAUGGGUGAGGCUGCAUUCCUUUCUAAGCACCAUGAAGAUAUUGAGAGAAGCUUCUAUAAAGCCAUACCAGAAACUGUCUUUUGGCCAGUGUUCAUAGUAGCUACUUUUGCGGCUGUGAUAGGGAGUCAGGCUGUAAUAUCAGCUACUUUCUCCAUUAUAAGCCAGUGCUGUGCAUUGAAUUGCUUUCCCCAUGUUAGAAUCAUCCAUACUUCCAGUAAAAUAUAUGGGCAAAUAUACAUACCUGAGGUCAAUUGGAUGCUAAUGUGCCUUUCUUUAGCUGUGACAAUCGGAUUGAGGGACACAGGCAUGAUGGGUCAUGCAUAUGGGCUAGCAGUGACUACUGUUAUGUUUGUGACAACUUGCUUGAUGGCAAUGGUGAUGAUAAUAGUGUGGAAGCAAAAGACAGUUACUGCUGUUGCAUUUCUGUUGGUGUUUGGAUCAAUGGAACUGCUUUACAUCUCUGCAUGUAUUUUCAAGGUACCUGAGGGUGCAUGGAUUGCGCUUACAGUGUCUUCUAUCUUUAUGGCUGUAAUGUACAUAUGGAAUUAUGGAACAAUGAAGAAACACCAGUUUGAUGUGGAGAACAAGGUUUCAAUGAAUAGGAUAGUGUCUUUAGGGCCAAGCUUAGGAAUGGUCCGGGUCCCUGGAAUUGGACUUGUAUACACUAAUCUGGUAACAGGGGUACCAGCUGUUUUUGGACAUUUUGUGACUAAUUUACCUGCAUUCCAUCAAGUGCUUGUUUUUGUUUGCAUAAAAUCUGUUCAAGUUCCCUAUGUUUGUGAAAAGGAACGAAUUCUCAUUAGUAGGGUAGGCCCAAAGGAGUGUGGCAUGUUCAGAUGCAUUCUGAGGUAUGGUUACAAGGAUCUGCAACAAGAAAAUUACAAUUUCGAAAACAGAUUGGUGUCUGGACUUGUACAAUUUGUAGAAACUGAGGACGAAACUGCAUCAAAAGCAACUGAUUUUUGUGGAGAGUUUGGAAACUCAGAUAUUGAAGCCUUCGAUUCUUCAGUGCAUACCAUCUCAAUUUCAUAUCCUGAAGAGGACAGAGUGAGGUGUUCAUGUGAUAUUCAAGUGAUGACAUCUGAUAUUGGUCGUGUGGAAAGUUUUCUUCUUAAAGAUGAGUCUCUGCAGAUUUUAAAAGCCAAAGAAUCUGGCGUCACUUAUGUUUUGGGGCAUUCCUAUGCAAAGUCAAAGAAACCAUCUUCCAUUUUUAAGAAGUUUGCCAUUGAUGUAGUAUAUGCUUUUUUAAGCAAGAAUGGUACCGAGCCUAAUAUUCUCAUGAAGGUGUCCCCUACUUCUUUGCUGGAAGUUGGUAUGAUUUACUAUGUCUAAGUUCUAAAGAAAAAGUUCACUUCUUGCCAGAGGAUCUUCCCCACAAGUGUUAUUUCUUUUCUGUUAGAUUAUCUGUUACUGAUCUUUAGGUUGACAUGCUACACUCUAUCUCAGGAUGUAAAUUAUGUAUAUAAUUUUAUCUUUUUGAUAAA
Quercus lobata is the source of this 2584-nucleotide messenger RNA. RefSeq names its product potassium transporter 1 (gene KT1). Bases 156 to 2432 code for a protein of 758 amino acids. The transcript is spliced from 9 exons. Gene Ontology annotation, cellular component: membrane. Gene Ontology annotation, biological process: potassium ion transmembrane transport. Lineage: Eukaryota; Viridiplantae; Streptophyta; Magnoliopsida; Fagales; Fagaceae. Gene Ontology annotation, molecular function: potassium ion transmembrane transporter activity. The record is from RefSeq and is a predicted model, not a curated record.